CCCUGUCUACAGACAAUCCACACUACCAACUGCUUUCCAAUCAUGCAGCAUCGGAGACUGUGCAUCUGCUCUCUCUGGACACCGUGAGCUCUAGACACCAUGACUUCACUCAUCCUAGGGAAGAGACACACUUAAGAAAAGCUCAAGAGGUGCCAUCGUCUGUACUGGACUACCAUAGCAUCAAUGAACCAGGAACAGGUCCGUGUGCUGUGGAGGUAGAGGCGCUGCUGUGCUACACCGAGGCUGACACAGACACAUCCAUGCUAUGGGCAGGGGUCCACGAGGAGCUGGACUAUGGCAGGAAGGAGGGUCACCUGCCGGACACAGCCUUCACCUUGCCACACUCCCACAUGAGCUUCAGGGAGUUUGUGGGGGACAAGGCAGACCUGGGCAAAGCUGUGGUCCCAGCCGCCGUCUUGGCAGGUUAUACUGGCAGUGGCCCUAUUCAGCUGUGGCAGUUCCUAUUGGAGCUUCUGACUGAUCGGAGCUGUCAAUCAUUCAUCAGCUGGACAGGAGAUGGAUGGGAAUUCAAACUGACUGACCCUGAUGAGGUGGCUCAGAUGUGGGGACGCCGUAAGAACAACUCGAAGAUGAAUUACGAGAAGCUGAGCCGAGGCCUGCGAUACUACUAUGACAAAAACAUCAUCCACAAGACGGCCGGCAAGCGCUACGUCUACCGCUUUGUUUGCAACCUGCAAGGCCUGCUGGGAUAUUCACCAGAGGAGCUCCAUGCCAUGCUAGACAUCCGACAAAGCGAAGUGUCUGAAGGGUUCUCAGAUGGAUCAAACGGGUCCCUGUGAAGCUGGAGAAUGCUGAAAUGACAUUGUUCAAACGUCGGAUCCCUGUUAAAAUAGAAUGGAUUCAACAACAACCAGUUCUACAGAAUAAAGGGGCACCUGGAAAUUAAUAUUAUAUCUCAAUU
Molecule: messenger RNA, 922 nt
Organism: Alosa alosa (allis shad)
Lineage: Eukaryota; Metazoa; Chordata; Actinopteri; Clupeiformes; Clupeidae
Product: protein C-ets-2-like
Exons: 4
Coding region: 261-800 (179 amino acids)
Biological process (GO): cell differentiation; regulation of transcription by RNA polymerase II
Cellular component (GO): nucleus
Molecular function (GO): sequence-specific DNA binding; DNA-binding transcription factor activity, RNA polymerase II-specific
Source: RefSeq, a predicted model, not a curated record